Messenger RNA from Neopelma chrysocephalum (saffron-crested tyrant-manakin), 1260 nucleotides. RefSeq names its product olfactory receptor 14J1-like. Gene Ontology annotation, biological process: G protein-coupled receptor signaling pathway. Gene Ontology annotation, molecular function: G protein-coupled receptor activity; olfactory receptor activity. The record is from RefSeq and is a predicted model, not a curated record. The annotation marks the transcript as partial. The transcript has a single exon. Gene Ontology annotation, cellular component: membrane. Lineage: Eukaryota; Metazoa; Chordata; Aves; Passeriformes; Pipridae.
AGAUGCUGACAAGUCUUUUUGCAGUGGGAGCAGUUUCAUCUGACACAGUUGAACACCAGGAUGGGCCCCUGUGCCCACCAUGCCCAUGACCCCACCGGUGCAGAGCAGGGCUGACCCCUCACAGCCAGUGGGCAGAGGGUCUGCUCCUCAUGGAAGAUGUAGUGAGCCCCAACUAGGGCUCCAGUCAUGGAGCUGAAGGAGAGACUCCCAGAAAAGGAAAACCAAUGGAGCAGUGAGAGGGGUGUUGGAAAGCGGCUUUGAUUUUUCUCAGGAUGUUGUGCCCUAAAUUUUCACUGUUAUUUCCUCCUUGAACAGGGCCCCACAUCUAGAGGCAACGAAUGUCCAACAGCAGCUCCCUCACCCACUUUCUCCUCCUGGCAUUCGCAGACAGGCGGGAGCUGCAGCUCCUGCACUUCUGGCUCUUCCUGGGCAUCUGCCUGGCUGCCCUCCUGGCCAACGGCCUCAUCCUCAGCACCGUAGCCUGCGACCACCACCUGCACACCCCCAUGGGCUUCUUCCUGCUCAACCUCUCCCUCACAGACCUGGGCUGCAUCUGCACCACUGUCCCCAAAGCCAUGCACAAUUCCCUCUGGGGCGCCACAACCAUCUCCUACACGGGAUGUGCUGCACAGCUCUUUUUCUUUACCUUUUUUAUGUCAGCAGAGCUUUCCCUCCUCACCAUCAUGUGCUACGACCGCUACGUUGCCAUCUGCAAACCCCUGCACUACGGGACCCUCCUGGGCAGCAGAGCCUGUGCCCACAUGGCAGCAGCUGCCUGGGCCACUGUGUUUGUCUAUUCUCUGCUGCACACAGCCAAUACAUUUUCCCUGCCCCUGUGCCAGGGCAAUGCCCUGGGCCAGUUCUUCUGUGAGAUCCCACACAUCCUCAAGCUCUCCUGCUCACUCUCCAACCUCAGGGAAGUUUGGCUUCUUGUGGUUAGUUGCUGUUUAGGGUUUGGUUGUUUUGUUUUCAUUGUUUUCUCCUAUGUGCAGAUCUUCAGGGCUGUGCUGAGGAUCCCCUCGGAGCAGGGACGGCACAAAGCCUUUUCCACGUGCCUCCCUCACCUGGCUGUGGUCUCCCUGUUCCUCAGCACUGGCAUGUUUUCCCACCUGAAGCCCCCCUCUAUCUCCUCCCCAUCCCUGGAUCUGGCCCUGUCAGUUCUGUACUCGGUGGUGCCUCCAGCACUGAACCCCCUCAUCUACAGCCUCAGGAACCAGGAGCUCAAGGACUCUUUGAGGAAAAUGAUGGCUGAAUUUAGAG